AUGUCCGAACGAUCGGAUAUCGAUGUAACCGCCUCCGAACCUAUCACGGAAAAGGACUGGUUCAUUGUUGUGUCUGAAUUUCUCGCUGUCGAAGAGUUCCAUUUAAAAAUCUGUUUGAUAUUGCUUGCUAUUCUGUGUGCAAAUAUUGCUUUGACGUUUGGUGCCUGGUCUCUCUAUGGAUCUAACAUCUCAAAUUCAUAUUCACAGUUGGAAAAAUCAGGUGGGAGUAUUGUUGCAAAGAACAAAGACAAAAGUACAGAAGAUGAGGAUGAAGGAGAAUCGUUGCAUUUUAAAAGUGACUGACUGUUAUCAUUUCUUGGGAUAUUCCUGUACAGACUGCAACUGUUCAAACUUACAAAACAUAGAAUAUGUAUCGCAUCAGAAUUCAUCAUUGCUUGCAGGUAUCACCUUCUUAAGGUGACUGUAGUGGGCAAGCUUUCCUUUGCAUGUCAAUCAAUGGUACACACACAAAUUUUGUUUUUAAAACAAUUUGAAUUAUUAAUAGUCACACUUUGAUACUAUCAAUACAAGGUUUGAAAAUUUGGAUUAUAAUCUAUUUUGUCGAGAUUUGUGAUGUAAAGAAAAAGUUAUAUUGAUAGGGAGUCUG
Molecule: messenger RNA, 607 nt
Organism: Saccoglossus kowalevskii
Lineage: Eukaryota; Metazoa; Hemichordata; Enteropneusta; Harrimaniidae
Source: RefSeq, a predicted model, not a curated record